Elaeis guineensis (African oil palm) is the source of this 1583-nucleotide messenger RNA. Its product is annotated as 7-deoxyloganetin glucosyltransferase-like. Lineage: Eukaryota; Viridiplantae; Streptophyta; Magnoliopsida; Arecales; Arecaceae. The record is from RefSeq and is a predicted model, not a curated record. Gene Ontology annotation, molecular function: quercetin 3-O-glucosyltransferase activity; quercetin 7-O-glucosyltransferase activity.
CUUCCCCUCGCAAACUCAAGACAGGAAGCACUUCACGAUUCAGCCAGCAAGCAAGUUCCUCCAAUGGAGAAGCCCCAUGCAGUCAUGAUCCCUUUCCCCGGCUCUGGCCACGUAAACCCCAUGCUGCAGCUCGCCAAGAUUCUCCAUUUCAAAGGCUUCCACAUCACCUUCAUCAACACCGAGUUCAGCUACAAUAUUAUGUUGAAGUCUGCAGGACCAGAUGAUCUCAGAGGCCCCAAUGAUUUCCGUUUUGAAACCAUCCCUGAUGGCCUCUCCCCCUCUGAUGAUGGCGCAAGCGCGGAAUAUAGUACGAAAUUCCGCCUCUCAACAGAAAUAAACCGUGCUGCUGCCCUUAGAGAACUCCUAUCAGAGCUCAAUACCUCCUCCUCACUCCCAAUCACUUGCAUCAUAUUCAACUGGCUCAUGAGUUUUUCUCUAGAUGUUGCUCAACAGUUGGACAUUCCUGCGUUGGUGUUCUGCACCAUGAGCGCUUGUGGUUUCAUGGGCUCGCUUCACUUAGAUGAGCUCAUUCAGAGAGGAUAUAUACCACUCAAAGAUAAUAGUUGCAUCACAAAUGGAUAUCUUGAUACAGGUAUAGAUUGGAUUCCAGGAAUGAAAGGUAUACGUCUUGGAGAUAUUUCUAGUUUUGUUAGAACAGUGAAUCAUGAUGACAUGUUUCUCAAACUGGACAUGGAAACGGCAAGCAAGUCUCUCAGAGCCGGGGGAUUAAUCCUUAAUACCUUUGAUCACAUGGAAUGUGAUGUCUUGCGUGCCAUGAAACAAAUGUUCCCUCGGAUGUACACAUUAGGCCCUUUGCCUGCAUUCCUCAAUCAGUUAACAGAAAACCAGAGGAAUCCAAUACGCUUAAGCCUUUGGAAAGAAGAUUCUAGUUGUUUGGAAUGGUUGAAUACCCAGAGAGAUUCUUCAGUCAUCUAUGUGAAUUUUGGAAGCCUCACAGUGAUGACAACCCAGCAGCUGGUAGAGUUUGCUUGGGGCCUCGCAGAGAGCAAACAUCCAUUCUUGUGGAUCAUCAGGCCUGAUCUUGUUGCUGGUGGGCUUGCUGCAUUGCCUGAGGAAUUCAUUAUAGAAACCAAGGGGCGAGGUCACCUCGCUAGUUGGUGCUCGCAAGAAGACGUGCUCUCUCACCCUUCUAUCGGGGGCUUUCUGACACAUAGCGGCUGGAAUUCAACACUGGAGAGUGUUUGCAGUGGUGUGCCAAUGAUCUGCUGGCCAGGCUUCGCAGAACAAUACACAAAUUGCAGAUAUGCAUGCAAGGAAUGGGGAAUAGGCAUGGAGAUCAACCAAGAGGUGAAGAGAGAGCAGGUUAAGAGCCUGAUAAAAGAAUUGAUGGAAGGAGAUAGAGGGCAGAUAAUGAGGAAAAAUGUCAUGAAGUGGAAAGAGAUGGCAAAGCAAGCAACCUCACAAGGGGGAUCUUCUUAUGCAAGCUUAGAAAGAUUAAUUAUGGACUUGGUAACUCAAACAUAGGAGCAGAUCCUGGUAAGUUUUGUGCAUGGCGCAAAUAAGGAAACAGCAUGCAUGUUCUAUGUAAAAGAAAAUAUCAUGCUUCAUGGACUAUUUACAAA